This is a messenger RNA of Sinocyclocheilus rhinocerous, 1882 nucleotides long. RefSeq names its product cytoplasmic dynein 1 intermediate chain 2-like. Gene Ontology annotation, molecular function: dynein light chain binding; dynein heavy chain binding. The transcript has 11 exons. The coding region runs from base 127 to 1380 and encodes 417 amino acids. Gene Ontology annotation, cellular component: cytoplasmic dynein complex. The record is from RefSeq and is a predicted model, not a curated record. Lineage: Eukaryota; Metazoa; Chordata; Actinopteri; Cypriniformes; Cyprinidae. Gene Ontology annotation, biological process: transport along microtubule.
CCAGAUUCGGCGCUGCCGCUGCUGCUGCUGGCACAACAAGAGAAAGAGGAUAAUAAGUUAUUAGUCAGCUGGCAGAAGAAUAAUCCUCCCCAUAACGACUCCGAGCAGCCAACAUUUUAUUUCAAAAUGUCUGACAAAAGUGAGCUGAAAGCAGAGUUAGAGAGAAAGAAACAACGACUGGCUCAGAUCAGAGAGGAGAAGAAGAGGAAAGAGGAAGAUCGCAAGAAGAAAGAGCUGGAUGGACGGACGGAGGGAGCGUCUCCUCCGCAGGAUGACUCUGAUCUGGAGAGGAAGAGGAGGGAGGCAGAGGCUCUGCUGCAGAGCAUGGGGAUAGUGGACGCCUCCAUGGUGCAACCUCUGCAUGUGGUAACAGAGGAUACGUGUCUGUUUCACUAUUUAGUCCCCCCUCCCAUGUCCCCCUCUGCCAAAUCAGUGGGCACACCCAGCGAAACGGGCAGCCAGGACUCAGGAGACGGUGGCACGGGGCCGAGGACUCUUCAUUGGGACUCUGACCCCUCUACUCUACUGCUCCAUUCAGACUCUCAGCUCGGGUACUGCUUUAACCAUCACUCCUGCUGCGCUUCUCCUGCAUUCUCUCCUUCAUUUAUCCUUCUGUCUCACAUUUGUCCCCUCAAUCUUGCUUCCCAUCAGUACCCAGAGCUGCUGGUGGCGUCCUACAGCAGUAAUGAAGACGCUCCACAUGAGCCCGACGGUGUGGCUCUCGUCUGGAACAUGAAAUAUAAGAAAACCACACCGGAAUAUGUCUUCCAUUGCCAGUUUCCUCUGGGUGACGUCAAUAACUUUGUGGUGGGCAGUGAGGACGGGUCCGUCUACACCGCCUGCAGACACGGCAGUAAAGCGGGCAUCAGUGAGAUGUUUGAGGGUCAUCAUGGACCAAUCACAGGCCUCGACUGCCACACAGCGGCAGGACCGGUCGACUUCUCUCACCUGUUUGUCACUUCCUCUUUUGACUGGACCGUCAAACUCUGGAGUACCAAGAACAAUAAGCCCUUGUACUCUUUCGAGGAUAAUUCAGACUACGUGUAUGACGUCAUGUGGUCUCCCACACACCCCGCUCUGUUUGCCUGCGUGGACGGGGUCGGACAUUUGGACCUGUGGAACCUCAACAACGAAACUGAGGUUCCCACAGCGAGCGUGACGGUGGAGGGAAGCCCUGCGCUGAACCGCGUGCGCUGGGCUCAUUCGGGACGAGAGGUGGCCGUCGGUGACUCUGAGGGCCAGGUGCACAUUUAUGACAUCGGAGAGCAAAUCUCAGUGCCGCGGCAGGACGAAUGGACGCGCUUUGUGCUCACGCUCACAGAGAUCAACGAGAACCGCGAGGACGUGGAGGAACUGGCCGCUCAGCGAUUGGCUGCAUGAUCACCAUAGCAACCCCUGCUGACCAAUGACGUUUCGCCUGCAUUUGCAUAUCUCCACCCUCUCUUUUUUAAUUCUAGAGACAAAUGGAUUAUUUCAGAAAGCAAGACUUUGCUAUUAAUAAUUGAAGCACUUAGUGUUGCGAAACAUUUUGGAGUAGUAAUCGUAGUGGGAUUGGAUGGUGAAAGUAGAAUAUAUCAGGCGGGAAUUCUAAUGUUUUUAUCUAUUUGUAGGAUUAGAGGCUGAUUUGGAGGAAAGGGAGGAUUGUUUGCCGUACAGCAACACUUACACUUCCAAUAUGCAAACUAUUGUACAGCAACUUCAGACACUGACAUAACCUACUACAGUAACAAGAGAAAUGUUCUUUUGAAGAGGUGGAAUAAUUUUAACAUUCCCUCCCGGAUAAACGGUCGCAUUAUUGGAUUAUUUAUAACUUUUUAACAAAUGCAUUUUGUUUUUAGCUCAUAAAGACUGAACACUUGUAAUAACCAAAUCAGCACACUUU